UCACCUCGCCGGCCGGCCCGCCGCCGAGAUGGGGACGCAGCGCUGUCUGGAAGGACGGGGCAGACACGCGUCCCGGAGAUUGGUCAUCCCGCGGGGGGCCUUGGUUGUGGACACAAGUGCAAGUCCAUUGGAAAAGUCACCAGCAAUCCCAUGACAGUUCAACAGCUGGGACCUCUUUCACCUUCAGUGAAUCAUCUUUCAGCACCAUGCAGCCGGUUCAGCCCUAGCUUACAGAGGCCUAUGGAUGCUUCCAGCCUGACUGCUUCUCCCUCAGACACAAGGUCGCUCUUGACAUGUGAGUCUCUGGCCUCUACAACGUUAAGCUUUUCAGAAGGUCACUCCCCUCUGGGUGCUGAGCAAGAGUGGUCACAUAGGUACAGGACACUUCCUUCUGUUCCUCCUGACCAUGGUUUACAAAAUGGCAGUGACCUGGGGGACUUAAUAAGUUUUUCGCCCGAAGCAUCUAUGUCCAGUAACUCAUUACCGUCCUACUUAUAUGGCAUGGAAAAUAAGAGCACCCCUUACUCUAGUCCUUGCCAGUCCUCGGUCUGGUCUCCAUCAGCCCGCUCCAAAAGGAAAGCGCUCUCUCUGUCUCCUCUGUCUGACGGCAUCGGGAUCGAGUUCAACACGAUCAUUCGCACAUCCCCAACCUCUCUGGUGGCCUACGUCAACAGCUCCAGGGCGUCGCCAGCAAACAUCUCCCCACAGCCUGAGGUCUAUGGGCAUUUUUUGGGAGUGAGAGGAAGCUGUAUACCCCAGAACUGCUCUGUUUCAGCUGCCCAGAAAGGCUUCCACAUGGCGAACGGCAGCGUCGCUUUCCCAGGGUACGUUGAGAACGGCACAGGUGAGUACCAGCGGAUGCAGCAGCUGGAGCAAGCCAGCUUGCAGAUGGUUGCCGCCAACAACAUGGUGAUCCAGCAGGGCGUGCUGCCCGUGGACAGCCAGGACGCGAUGGACAUCCUCAAAAACGAACAGCUGGAUGGCUUCUCAAGCCCUAUUGUUGACGUGCCUCUUUCGCCCCUGGUGCUGCCGCCGCCGCCACCACCACCUCCUCCGCAGGGGCCGCCCCCGCCGUACCACGCUCACCAGCAUCCCCACGGCCUCCCCGGCCAUGGCCACCCGCUGCCGGUGCUGCCUCCCGCCCCGGGAGCGCUGCUGGAGGAAGGUGGCGAGCUGGAUGACUUCAGCGGCAAGCACGGCUGUUGCUGGGUUGACUGCGGGAAGAUGUACGACCAUCAGGAGGAGCUUGUGAGGCACAUAGAGAAGAUCCACAUAGACCAGAGGAAGGGAGAGGACUUCACCUGCUUCUGGGCGGGGUGCCCUCGAAGGUUCAAGCCGUUUAAUGCCCGUUACAAACUGCUGAUUCACAUGAGAGUCCACUCAGGAGAGAAGCCGAACAAAUGCACGUUUGAGGGUUGCAAGAAAGCCUUUUCCAGGCUAGAAAAUCUCAAGAUUCACUUAAGGAGCCAUACGGGUGAAAAGCCGUACCUUUGCCAGCACCCUGGCUGCCAGAAAGCGUUCAGCAACUCCAGCGACCGCGCCAAGCACCAGAGGACACACUUGGACACUAAACCUUACGCAUGUGAGAUUCCAGGAUGUACUAAGCGAUACACAGAUCCAAGUUCCCUGAGAAAACAUGUGAAAGCCCAUUCUUCCAAAGAUCAACAAGUCAGGAAAAAGUUGCGAUCAAGCUCAGAGAUUGGCCAGGACAUCCUGAAUGACUGCCUUGCAAUCCAGUCCCUCCAGCCAGCCCUGUCACCACAGGAUGCUGUAGAUAAUACCAUAGGACGCUCCCCAGGGCCUGCUUGUGAUCUUUACCCAGCAGCUGUGAUCCCCAGCACGCAGAUAAAUCAAAGUGGAACAGCAGCUGGGGCAGUGUCCUUGUCCCACACCAGCAGCCACUCUUCCCCAGGACAUAACCUCCAGGGCAGCCCUCUGCAUCCUGCCCAGAUACCUCUUCUCGCUGCUGCAGACCCAGAGAGGUUUGUUGCUCCAGCUCCUUCUCCUCAUCACAUCAGCCCCCAGAGAAUGUCCAUUCAACAUCCCAUUCUGCAGAGACAGACUCCACAACCUCCUCAGCUUCCACAGCUUGCAGGGAUGCCUCUGAAGACAUACCAGCCAGCAGAAAGCCCUUCUUUGCAGCCAAAUGCCCUUCACAUCCAGGGUUUUUAUGGGCAGCUUCAGACUUUCUGCCCUCCGCAUUAUGCUGACAGUCAGAAGAACGUACAAGACAGUGUUUCUUGCAGUAUGCUUCCUUCUGUUGACUGCUCAGCUCUCACAUCAGCGGGCCAGGCAGGGCUUGGCAUUUUCCAUCGGAGUUUUCCAGAUCAUUCUGGUAUCAAAGUGUAUGACUUUCCAGCAGGAUCUGUAGGUGUCUUUGGUGAUUCAGCUUGCAGCAUGCCAGAGGACAGCAGUUUCCUACAAGUAAAUGCAGUGGAUCAUUGUUCCAGCCAGCUUUCCUCUGUGUACACUGAAGGCUAAAGUAAUGUAUACCUAGUUCAAAAAACUUGAUCCUGUUUCAUCUUGCCCUUCUGUUAUUUCCCUACAAAUUUUUUUCUCUCCAUGAAACUGCCAUGUAUGUAUGGGGAUAUGACUAGAUAUACAUACAUAAUGGAGAGGAAAAAACAGUUACCAAGCAUUCAUUUAAUCAAGCAGCCAACUGAGAAGGAGAAAGCAAGCUUUGCCAAAACCUUAGCAAUUGUUUCUUUUCUUCUCAUCUGUUGUACAGCAUCUAUACUUUUGAAAUUUUUUCUUCUUUUAAUUUCUCAAAGGGAAUUCAGACACCAAAUAAUAAAACUGGUUGUUGGCUGUAAUCCUUUCAAGCUGAAUGCAUGCACUUCCAGAAGAACACAGCUUUAGAAAAUUCCUUUUCAAAAAGAAAAGAAGCAAAACCAGAGCAUACUACAAACACUUCAAAGGCAUACAGUUUUUGCACAUGUCUUCAUGUUAUAGUUCUAAAGUUUAACACACACCAGUAUCCAAAAGGAAGAGAAAUUAGACAUAUAUGUUGGCACUACUUAUUGGAGGUGUUGGUGUGGCUUCCUUUUGGAGCAAAGGUUGUUGGUAGAUGAUUUCUUACAGGCCUCAGGUUAGGUGUCCUUUCCUUCCCCCUUUAUUUCAAGCCUUACAAUAUGGCUGUUACUGUUUUCCCAGUAUCCAUUCUGACCCUUUAAGCAUGAAUAAGAAGGUUUAAAUAUACAAGAAGUUACGUGGACUUUGUCUCCAUUUAGCAUGUCUGCCAGAUAAGCAUAAAUGCAUUUUAACUUUCAGUUGCUUUUUAAUUAGAUUGUGGAGCAUUGUUGCUGUAUGUGCUAUUGUCUUCUGCAGGAAGGUUUAAAAUAUUUUGUAGGAAAGAUUCUUCCUUAAGUUCCACUUUUUUUUUUUAAAGUUAUCUGUACUGAUUCAAUUAAAUGUUGGUUGUCCUAAUAUUUUUCCAUAACACAUUUUCAGAAAGAAGAUCUGCUCUUAAGUGUACUAAUGUUUCCUUUGGUUACUUCGAGAGAUAAAACUGGACAAGUUUGGUGGUUUUGAUUUUUCUGAUCAAUGGCAGAGUCAAGGUCCUCAAAUUCAGUCCAGGAUGCAAGCAAAUUAGGUUGUCCUUCAUAAAACAUACAAGGUUAUGAGUUAAAACCAGUAUUUUGCAGUGGAGAUUUUAUCACUGUGACCCUGUAUGCCUUGAGAACAACUCUUACAUUAGUAAGACUGAGUUUUUAGAUUUUAAUUCCCGUUCACCCAUUUUGUGGGCUUCUUACUGUGCAGUGUACAUCUUUAUAUUCUCAUGACCUGAAAGAGUAAGGACAGAAAAGCUCAUACUUGUAGGCUGGACCAUAACUAUGCUUUUGAAAUCACUCUUCUAAAAAGAUAAACUUCAAAAAAAAAGGUUUAUGCAAACUUUUUUCUUUUUUUUUUUUCCCCUGGCAAAUUUUUGAUUUGGCUCAAAUUCAUAAUUUAAUCUGCAAUUACGUGGAAUAGAUGAAUAGAUGAAAGUCCAGAUGUUUGUGAACACUGGCAAUCUUUUGAGGUUUGUACUCAUGAACUGUACUCUAGUGUGCAGUCAUGUGCUUAAAUACUCAAUGGAGAGAUUUUCAUCCGAUACAUAGAAUAUAUGGAUAAUCCAUGCACAUAAAUGAAGUACAACGAGAAGUAGUGACUAAAAUACAGCAAAUUCUGUGCUGAGUUCUUCCCCCAUAUAUUCUUCUCACGCCACAAGAGAAUGUGUCCCUCUGCUCCAGCUUGCACUAAGAGGUCUAGUUGUUACCAUAUGUGAUUUGCAUUAAAUGACACCAGGCAUCCUUCACAGCUAUUCAUGUGCAAUCAAAAAGUCCUUUUGCGUAAUGUGCAUUGACCACAAGUUCCGCUUUUUAAUAAAGCUUCAAUUUCGUACUACUUUGAAGCCCAUGCUGUGGUCACUGCGCAAGGAUAACUUGGUUCAGUAGGAAUAAUGAGUCACACUUCAAUUUCAAAUGUGUGGAAUUGUGUUUCAUUCCACCAGAGUCAGCACAUAUGUGUGUACAUAGACAUGUACCUAUAUACUUUCAUAUAUAUAUAUAAAUCCUUCAAAAUUCUUUUAACCACGUGAUUGUCCAGAAUUUGUCCAUUGCUGUUUACAAAACUGAGAUACUGUAGCUGUCUCCCAACCUGUUCUGCUUUUAAACUUUUAAACGUUUUGAAUUUUUUUUUCCUAGUAUCUGAAUGUACAACUUUCUGUAGAGUUAGGGGAUUAUGCAUUUUGAAACAUGCUGACCAAAGGGAAAGGGGGAGUACAGAAUUCAAAAAAGGGCAUUUUUAACUUGGGGGUUCAUCAGUUACAUUUUAAAAAGGAAACUUCUGCAAGUCAUUAAUUCAUUUUUUUCACAUACAUAUAAUACAUAUAUAUUUACAGCCUUCCAUGAGCCUUAAUCCUAAAAAGAAGGCCCUAGAGAACAGUCAAAUCAAGCACAUGAAAUGUGGGCUACCAGUCUGCCUUUGUUUACUUCUCAUUCAGAGACAAAGAGGAUUCUUCACUAUUAUUUCAUUAUUCUCUU
Messenger RNA from Hirundo rustica (Barn swallow), 5024 nucleotides. It is a transcript of the gene GLIS3, whose product is annotated as GLIS family zinc finger 3. Gene Ontology annotation, cellular component: nucleus. The record is from RefSeq and is a predicted model, not a curated record. Gene Ontology annotation, molecular function: RNA polymerase II cis-regulatory region sequence-specific DNA binding; DNA-binding transcription factor activity, RNA polymerase II-specific. Gene Ontology annotation, biological process: regulation of transcription by RNA polymerase II. The transcript has 10 exons. Bases 151 to 2481 code for a protein of 776 amino acids. NCBI's taxonomy places the organism in Eukaryota, Metazoa, Chordata, Aves, Passeriformes, Hirundinidae.